This is a messenger RNA of Ruditapes philippinarum (Manila clam), 2176 nucleotides long. Its product is annotated as inositol-pentakisphosphate 2-kinase-like. Gene Ontology annotation, molecular function: ATP binding; inositol-1,3,4,5,6-pentakisphosphate 2-kinase activity. Gene Ontology annotation, biological process: inositol phosphate biosynthetic process. The coding region runs from base 59 to 1543 and encodes 494 amino acids. Gene Ontology annotation, cellular component: nucleus. The transcript has 14 exons. The record is from RefSeq and is a predicted model, not a curated record. Lineage: Eukaryota; Metazoa; Mollusca; Bivalvia; Venerida; Veneridae.
GUCAAAAUACAAUCUCUUGUAAAUACUCUUCAAAGGAGAUAGAAAAGUUAGAUUAAAGAUGGCGGACGCGAGCAAAUGGAAAUUUCGGGGCGAAGGAAAUGCAUGUUUGGUGCUUGUAAAUCUAGAGGAAAAGAUGGUGUACAGACUUGCCAAAUCAAAAUACUGGGGUAAAGGUCAUUUGUUAACAAAUGCAGAGGAUAAAAUGGACAGGAUACAUGAAGAAUUGCAAUUAGUUGUUGAUUAUAUGAAGAACGUCAUGCAGCCAUUGCUGUCACCAUAUUUUGUUAUUCUCCCAGAACUUCGUUUGCUUGAAGGUCGACUGACACAAGAAGCUGAGUAUCAAAUAAAAACAUCAAGACCAGCUCAGAGGAAAGGAAAAGAUGUUGAGCACAGUACACUUGACCCCACAACAUUAUCGGCUUUAGUGAUGCCAGACUUGUGCUACAUCAGAGAUUCACACUUGUACCCAAAAUGUUCAUAUCCCAUACUAAGUGUAGAAAUCAAGCCAAAGAAAGCUUUUAUGCAUGUCCCGGACUCUUUGAGUGUAAAAUCAGAAGAAAAUAGUCAAGUGUGCAAAUUUUGUAUGCAUCAAAGAUUAAAGGCAAAAGAGGGUCAGUGGCCAGUCACUAGCAGAUAUUGCCCGUUAGAUCUUUUCUCUGGAAACCGAGUACGUAUGAAGCAAGCACUUUUAUCAUUGGCAGAAACUCCGCAAAACAACCUCCGUAUUUGCCAGGAUGGUGAGGAAAUCCAUGGGGCAUGGAAUAAAGAAGAUAUGAGUGAGGUGCUGGGAGGGUUCUUUGGCUCUAGUCAUAAUGGUAUUUCAAAUGGCCUUCACAAGGAUCACAAGUUAUUACAGACUUUCCUUGACCUUGUCUUAGAGGCAUUGUUGUUUGUUCCGCAAGAUGUAAAUGAUUCUCUGUUUGAAAUGCCCAGCUUAUAUCCACACACAGUGCAAUAUUGUCAAAAUAGCCGUUACAGGCCUGAUCUUCAGACUGAUUGUGAUAAUUGUGGUGAUUUACCCACUGGUUGUGUUCUAGAACGUAUAUUUUCUACUCAAAAACUUGACAGCCUCGAUAUUGAUGGCAUAUAUCCCCUCUACCUCAAGUUAAAGAAAUACAUCAAUGACUCACCUGCUCUAAGACAGAGAUAUUGUUUGGACGGUCCAUACCAAGAUGAUGAUUGGUUACAGGCUUGUUCCCAGCUUAACUGUGAUGAUGAAGAAGAUGAUCUGAUUAUCAAAGAUUCUCAAUGUAUUAGAUCAAUGGUUAAUAAGGUGAAGAGGUUUCUAGUGUCAAAAACAGUCCAGGAUUGUUCCAUUAUGGUGGCAUUACAAAGAGUCCCAGACAAUUACAAUGAAGAUGAAGGUGGACAACUCUUGAAGGAUGUUCAUGGUCGGCUGUUCCAUUUCUCUGUUAGUAUAGUUGACCUUGACCCGAAACCAUUCUGCAAGAUACCGAACUACUACAAACAAGUCUAUGAGAUCAUUAAUGCAUACAGGGAGGCUUGUACCGGAGAAUUCUCGGGCACCGUCGAUGAAACAUAGUGCUUCAUUAUUAUUUUUUAUAUUAAAAAAAAGAUCUAAAAAUGUAAAUACUAGUUUAUUUAUCAGAAUCUUUGAUAGCAGCUUUAUCUUGAAGAAUUCUCAACACCAAAUUGUAAACUUGGUACAAGAAUGCUGAUCUCAUCUCAGAUUAGAUCUUUGCAUAAAUUUGGUGCUUCUUCUGUUCAGUGUAUGUUAGGUACUACACAAUGCCCUCUGUCUUGCCUUUUAAUGAUUACAAAAGAAAAAAGUGCUAGGGAUCUUAUGUGCUAUAAUGACAUUUUUUUUGUUUUAGAGUAAAAAAAAUGGUAUUAAAUUAAGUAAUAUUGUUUUCAAAAUUUAAAGAAUUCUACAUAUAGUAGAGUGCUAAUAUAUUUAAGGUAGUGAAAUAUUGUUUUUUUGUUUUUCUUCAUUGCCAGGAAGUAUUUAUAUUGUAGUAGAGUUAUGGCCCCAGUUCACUGCCCUUAGAUGGUUUGUUGAUGUUAUUUUUUAACAAGUUGUUUAAAUUUACACCUGCUAUCAUGUACAAUUUUCUUAUUGUAUAUAACAACAAUAAAUAGUAUGAGAGGAACACUUUUUAGUUCAAUGGAACUGUUCAAUGAAAAAUGUAAUGGACAAUUUUUUUAUAUUAAUCCU